UUUCGCGCCAGGUCCAUUUCAUCAUUUCUGCACGAGCAGCUACGCACGAACCCUCGGAAUCCGUACAAACUGGAACCAUGGCUGAGACUGCUGCCCCCGAGACGCCCGCACCGGCUGCUGCCGUAAAGGAAUUCACGCUGGAGGACGUUGCCUCGCACAACACGGCGGAGGACUGCUGGAUGGUUAUUCGCGAUGACGGCAUCCGCAAGGUGUAUGACGUGACGGCCUUCCUCGACGAUCACCCCGGUGGCCCGGAGAUUAUGGUGGACGUGGCUGGCCAGGACGCCACCGACGAGUUCGAGGACAUCGGCCACUCGAAUGACGCCCGUAAUCAGCUGAAGCAGUUCGAGAUCGGCAAGAUCAAGGGCGACGUCAAGAAGGAGGCAGCCGCCAAGACCAGCGCCGGCGGCUCUAAGGUCUCGGCUAGCGGUCGACAGGACAUCAGCGGUGACAACGGCCCGCUAUACGCCGUGCUGGCGGCUGUGGUGGCCUUCGCCGCGCUCUACUUCAAGUACCAGUAAGCGGCAGGGCGGUCGCGAAGCGCAGGACAAGAGAAUGGGUGGCUGGCAGGGCGCCGUGCCGAUGUCGAACAACUCGUGGCCGGAAUAAACUAUCAUUACAUAUAAGGACUUUUUGGCUUUGCAAUACUGGACACGAUGGAGUUCCUGGGGUGUGUGUUGCACUGCGAAUUGACCAAUGUAGCCAUCUGAGUGUUGUCCUCUGGUUGAAGAGAGAAACGCAGGGCAACGGAACAGCAGCGCGGUAAUGCAUUGGCACGGGGUUAUAUUGUCUGUCGCGCCUUGUACGCUCUAACCUCCGCUUGACAGGUAACUUAAGACUGACUGGAAGACGCCCCGGAGCUUGGAGCGUUCUUGGCAGCAUACAAUUUGUUCCACUGCGACUG
This is a messenger RNA of Phytophthora nicotianae INRA-310, 904 nucleotides long. RefSeq lists its product as hypothetical. NCBI's taxonomy places the organism in Eukaryota, Oomycota, Peronosporomycetes, Peronosporales, Peronosporaceae. The transcript has a single exon. The coding region runs from base 78 to 521 and encodes 147 amino acids. Gene Ontology annotation, molecular function: heme binding. The record is from RefSeq and is a predicted model, not a curated record. Gene Ontology annotation, cellular component: membrane; intracellular membrane-bounded organelle.